Balaenoptera musculus (blue whale) is the source of this 2955-nucleotide messenger RNA. RefSeq names its product cyclin-dependent kinase 11B. Gene Ontology annotation, cellular component: nucleus. Bases 276 to 2705 code for a protein of 809 amino acids. The record is from RefSeq and is a predicted model, not a curated record. NCBI's taxonomy places the organism in Eukaryota, Metazoa, Chordata, Mammalia, Artiodactyla, Balaenopteridae. Gene Ontology annotation, biological process: regulation of mitotic cell cycle; protein phosphorylation. Gene Ontology annotation, molecular function: cyclin-dependent protein serine/threonine kinase activity; ATP binding. The transcript has 20 exons.
GCGUGGACCGGGGCGGGCGACACUCCCCGCCUCCUCGGCCAUCUCGCCCGGCGCGGAACUCGGAAUGGAGGAGGCGGCGGGCCCAGCAGCUCCCCGAGCCAACUUCUGCCGGGCCGAACCCCGGGCUAGCGGGACUGAACCCCAAGAACCGGGAACCCGCGCCCUGGUCUGCGAGCGCGCUCUCGGAGCAACCACCCAGGCCUCCCCGUAUCCCGUGCUGGGGCUGCAGCCGUCCGGUGGGCCAGUGGCCCACGCAGACCAGUGUUUUAACUCAAAUGGGUGAUGAAAAGGACUCUUGGAAAGUGAAAACUUUAGAUGAAAUUCUUCAGGAAAAGAAACGACGGAAGGAACAAGAGGAGAAAGCAGAGAUAAAACGCUUAAAAAACUCUGAUGACCGGGAUUCCAAGCGGGAUUCCCUUGAGGAGGGGGAGCUGAGGGACCACCGCAUGGAGAUAACGAUAAGGAACUCGCCGUAUAGAAGAGAGGACUCCAUGGAAGACAGAGGAGAGGAAGAUGAUUCUUUGGCUAUCAAACCACCCCAGCAAAUGUCUCGGAAAGAAAAAGCUCAUCACAGGAAAGACGAAAAGAGGAAAGAGAAACGCAGGCAUCGUAGUCAUUCCACAGAAGGGGGGAAGCAUGCCAGAGUGAAGGAGAAGGAGAGAGAGCACGAGCGUCGGAAGCGGCACCGAGAGGAGCAGGACAAGGCCCGCCGCGAGUGGGAGCGACAGAAGAGGAGGGAGCUGGCGCGGGAGCACUCCCGGAGGGAGAGGGACCGCCUGGAGCAGUUAGAAAGGAAGCGAGAGCGGGAGCGCAAGCUGCGGGAGCAGCAGAAGGAGCAGAGGGAGCAGAAGGAGCGGGAGCGGCGCGCCGAGGAGCGGCGCAAGGAGCGCGAGGCCCGGCGGGAAGUGUCUGCACAUCACCGGACAGCGAGAGAGGACUAUGGCGACAAGGUGAAAGCCAGCCACUGGAGUCGGAGCCCACUCCGGCCGCCUCGAGAGAGGUUUGAGCUGGGGGACAGCCGGAAGCCAGUAAAAGAAGAGAAAGUGGAGGAGAGAGACCUGCUGUCCGACCUGCAGGACAUCAGCGACAGCGAGAGGAAGACCAGCUCAGCCGAGUCCUCGUCAGCGGAAUCAGGGUCAGGUUCCGAGGAGGAGGAGGAGGAGGAGGAGGAGGAGGAGGAGGAAGAGGGGAGCAGCAGCGAAGAGUCGGAGGGGGAGGAGGAAGAGGAGGAGGAGGAGGAGGAGGAGGAGACCGGGAGCAACUCCGAGGAUGCGUCCGCACAGUCAGCCGAGGAAGUGAGUGAAGAAGAAAUGAGUGAAGAGGAGGAGCGAGAGAAUGAAAACCACGUCCUGGUUGGUGAGAGGCCCCCCGAGUGGUGGUUCACCUCUUCCUCAUCUGCCCCUCACCUGGGUGCUGACCCACGUUUGAGUCUUCCAGAGUCACGAUUUGACCGCGAUUCUGGAGAGAGCGAAGAGGGGGAAGAGGAGGUGGGCGAGGGCACCCCGCAGAGCAGCGCCCUCACCGAGGGGGACUUCGUGCCCGACUCCCCAGCCCUGUCACCCAUCGAGCUCAAACAGGAGCUGCCCAAGUACCUGCCAGCCCUGCAGGGCUGUCGGAGUGUGGAGGAAUUCCAGUGCCUGAACAGGAUCGAAGAAGGCACUUAUGGGGUGGUGUACAGAGCUAAGGACAAGAAAACAGAUGAAAUCGUGGCUCUGAAGCGGCUGAAAAUGGAGAAGGAGAAGGAGGGCUUCCCGAUCACAUCGCUGAGGGAGAUCAACACCAUCCUCAAGGCGCAGCACCCCAACAUCGUUACCGUCAGGGAAAUCGUCGUGGGCAGCAACAUGGACAAGAUCUACAUCGUGAUGAACUACGUGGAGCACGACCUCAAGAGCCUCAUGGAAACCAUGAAGCAGCCUUUCCUGCCGGGGGAGGUGAAGACCCUGAUGAUCCAGCUGCUGCGUGGAGUGAAGCACCUGCACGACAACUGGAUCCUGCACCGAGACCUCAAGACGUCCAACCUGCUGCUGAGCCACGCUGGCAUCCUCAAGGUGGGGGACUUCGGGCUGGCGCGGGAGUAUGGGUCCCCUCUGAAGGCCUACACCCCGGUGGUCGUGACCUUGUGGUACCGUGCCCCUGAGCUGCUGCUCGGCGCCAAGGAGUACUCCACGGCCGUGGACAUGUGGUCGGUGGGCUGCAUCUUUGGGGAGCUGCUGACUCAGAAGCCGCUGUUCCCUGGGAAGUCGGAAAUCGAUCAAAUCAACAAAGUGUUCAAGGACCUAGGGACCCCCAGUGAGAAAAUCUGGCCCGGCUACAACGACCUCCCCGCCGUCAAGAAGAUGACCUUCACCGAGUACCCGUAUAACAACCUCCGCAAGCGCUUCGGGGCUCUGCUCUCAGACCAGGGCUUCGACCUCAUGAACAAGUUUCUGACCUACUUCCCUGGACGGAGGGUCAGCGCAGAGGACGGCCUCAAGCAUGAGUAUUUCCGCGAGACCCCCCUCCCCAUCGACCCCUCCAUGUUCCCCACAUGGCCCGCCAAGAGCGAACAGCAGAGGGUGAAGCGGGGCACCAGCCCCCGGCCACCAGAGGGAGGCCUGGGCUACAGCCAGCUGGGUGACGACGACCUGAAGGAGACGGGCUUCCACCUCACAACCACGAACCAGGGGGCCUCGGCCGCGGGCCCAGGCUUCAGCCUCAAGUUCUGAGGCUCAGAGCCAACCCUGGACCCACCUUGGGGAGCGCCGACCGCUGAGGCCCAGCUGGGACAGCGGCAGACACUGGAGGCGGCGUCUGGGUCCAGACCCCCGUCCUGCCCUGACCAGGUGCCGCCACUGCCACAGGGCUGCCGUGGACGCGACCUCAAGUCUAGGACUGGCUGCUGGCCUCGUGGGGUUUUCCAUGUUUUCAUUUUAUCUUGGCUUGUAAAUUUGUAGAAUUAAAUCACGUUUUCCUUGC